Molecule: messenger RNA, 3869 nt
Organism: Manihot esculenta (cassava)
Lineage: Eukaryota; Viridiplantae; Streptophyta; Magnoliopsida; Malpighiales; Euphorbiaceae
Product: protein SIEL
Exons: 8
Coding region: 276-3098 (940 amino acids)
Biological process (GO): intercellular transport
Cellular component (GO): endosome
Source: RefSeq, a predicted model, not a curated record
GAUAAGCUAAUUUUGUUAAGGUUAAGUUUUUUAAAAUUUAAUUUAGAAUUUUGAUUAUAAUUAUAAUAAACUGAAAGAUUUAAUUUUGUUACAAGAUUUAAAGUUUCAGAUGUAAAUAAUUUAUGAUUUAAAAAAUAAAAAACCGUUGCAAUUACUACAACAUAAAACGGCGCGCUUUGGUCUAUGUCUUCUUCAGUUCCCGCUCUCGGCGAUCCCUUUUCAAAACGUCUGCUCGUGGUACGUCGCGUAACAAAGAGGAAGCACAGAAAUCGUCAAUGGAGCAGCAUGUGUGGAACUCGUGCGAACAGUCUCUCGACACCGAUAAGCCUCUAUCUCCGCAAGCCCUAGUUUCCAUGAGGUCCCUUAUCAUUAAUCCUCACACUUCCAAUUCUGUUAUCUCUUCAAUUCUGGAAACCCUAACUCGCUCUCUCCAGCUGUCCGCUGACUCGCUUACUCACCAUCACACUCUCAAGCUACUCACUGAGCUCGCCUCGUACCGCACUCAUCUCUCCCCUAUUAUAUUCCGCUCCCUCAAUUCUAGCUCGCUCCUCUCCACUGACUCCACUCUCCUAGCUGCUGAGUCACUCGCCGCACUCUCUUCCAUCGCAGAGGGCGAUCCAACUUUACCGAUCGAGCUGGAUGAUCGGCUCUUUGUGUCGCUGUGUUUUGGUCCCUCGGUGUCUGCACGAUUGUGGCUUCUAAGAAAUGCCGAGAGGUUUGGUAUAAGUACAAACGUGUUGUUCACUGUGUUUUUGGGGUUUACGAAGGAUCCUUAUCCCUAUGUGAGGAAAGAGGCCUUAGAUGGAUUAGUUGGCUUGUGUAAAUUCGGAGUUUUUGAAGACUGUAGUGUGAUAGAAGGAUGCUAUUACCGUGGUGUUGAACUUCUAAAAGAUCCAGAAGAUUGUGUACGGUGUGCUGCAGUUGGCGUGGUCAAUAAAUGGGGUCAAAUGCUUAUAGCAGCCAAUCAAGAAGAUAAAAGAGAUUGGUCAAAUACAGUAUUCAUGCAGCUCUGUUCUAUGGUGAGGGAUAUGUGUGUGGGAGUCAGGAUAGAAAGUUUUAGUGCCCUCGGGAACAUACAAAUGGUAUCUGAGGAUAUUUUGUUACAAACCUUAUCUAAGAAGGUUCUAUCAAUCAUUAAAGGGAAGAAAUCUCAGAGUCUACACACUACAGAAAGUUUUGAAAUUUUGGCAUCAAGUGCUGCUGGAGCUUUCAUUCAUGGGCUUGAAGAUGAAUUUGAUGAGGUGCAAAAGUCUGCCUUGUGCUCACUGCGGAAGCUCAUUGUCCUUUCUUCUGAGUUUGCUGGUCAGGCCUUAAACCUGUUGAUGGACAUGCUGAAUGCCAAUUCAAUGGUUGUCAGGUUAGAAGCUCUGGAAACACUUCAUCAUAUGGCAACCUAUGAGUGUCUAAAUGUGCAAGAGAUACACAUGCAUAUGUUUCUUGGCACUCUCAUUGACAAUAAUGAUCUAAUAAGAUCUGCAGCAAGAAAAAUAUUUAAAUUAGUGAAGCUGCCUAGUCUGGAGUUAUUUAGACUCUCUACCAAUGGCCUUCUUGAAAGCUUGGAGAUAUAUCCUCAGGAUGAAGCAGGUGUCUUCUCUGUUUUGUUUCAUAUAGGUCAAAACCAUGGGAAUUUUACAGCCUGCAUUAUCAAAGAGGUUUCCCAAGAGAUAGAGCCAGUUUCUAAUGGAGAAUUGGGCCUGGACAGCAUAAGAGUAGCUGCACUUCUUGUACUUUCUAUCUCAGUUCCACUCUCGCAUAAUCAGAACGGUCAAAGUUUUCCACCCACAUUAUUCUCUUAUGCGGUUACAUUGCUAGGGCGUAUAUCUUCUGCUUUAAAUGACAUUGUGGACCAGAAUACUCUUUUGGCAUAUUUAUCUCAGUGCAGUAGAUCUUAUAUGUCAUCUGGCAUGGAAGUUGAAGGGGAAGAAUCGUCACGGCCUGUGGUUAAUGUUGAUAUUGCAACUAAUACUAGCAAUCCUGUUGCAAUGCCUUCAAUGCAAAGGGGCAAUGAAAAUUCUGAAAUUCAUUCUAUGAUAUCUUGUGAAUCAGGGGAUGUCGGGACUUCAAUUGUAGAAUGCCAGCUGGAGGAGCAUGAUCAAAUCAGGAAGUCUUUGAAUCUUGUAUUUGCCCAGGUCAAAGAUGCAUGGCUCUUGGUACAAUCAAGUUACAGCAGUGAAGCAUUAAAGAUUUUGAGGGCUUGCAAGGAAAAGUUGGCCAUUUUUACUCCUGCAUUACUUGAAAAUGUUGGUGCAUUGGCAUUGACUUCGCAGUACCUCCAUGUAAUUAAACUGCUUGUUAAGAUAUGGGGGCACGUUGUGUGGAAGGUCCAGUCUUGUGAAAUAGGAGAGCUAGAGAUUCUCUUAGGGAAACUAGAAAGGAGGCUCAGAGAAAUGAGGUGUAGAUUUAUAGGGUUUUCUAAAGAAGAGGAGGCACAUGUUUUGGAGCUUACACUUUUGUCAUGUGUACUAAGGUUGUCCAAAGUUGAAAUCUGCUGCUACCUUACCACUUUGAAGAAGCUGACUACAACAGUUUCAUGUAUAGAAUUUCUUCACAAGGAAGGAUCUAUUGAAUUGUCCAAUUUUGUAAUGGAAGUUAAGAAAACUUUGCAUGAGGUAGGCACUUCAAUAGGAGGUGUCUCCUGCAGUUCCUUCAUGUUUAAGAAGUUGAUUAACCAUUAUUCAGCUAAGCAGUUCAGUUUCAGCAAAGUAACUCAUUUAUAUGCAGCAUUGAGUGUUCCUGGUAAUGAUUUUGAAAACCCUCUUCCUUUCAUCCCAGGCCUACCUGUAGCUAUACCUUUAGAGAUUACGUUACACAAUGUUCCAAGGGAGACUAGGUUGUGGGUGAGGAUGGCAAUGAGUGAAGACUUGGUUCAGUUUUUCUUUUUAGAUUUGAAGAUUCUCGGAGGGUGUGAUGUGGUCAGAAAAUUUACGCAUUCUAUCCCCUUUUACCGAACUCCUAAAGCAGGUUCAUUCGCAUUAAGUGUUUGUAUAGUAAUGGAACUCUUGUUUGAGGAUGCACAUUCAGUAAAAAGCUUUGGUGGUCCAAAGCAUGCAUUAGUCCAUCUUUGCCCGGAAGAAGAAGUUUACCUGAAAAUGAUUUAGGACUGCAUGGUGUUUUGUAAUAUUGCCAUCAAUAAAUUGCUCAGGAAGAGAAUGGUUGCUGUAUAUAAGCCAUCUGCUAGCUAAAAAUUUGAUACGUCAGCAGACGACUGAUGCAUGGAAUUUUUCUUUUGUACCAUUUGGUGGUCAUGGAACUGGCUCUAUUCCAGAAGGGUCCAGAAAGUGAGCAGCUUUUCCAGGUAAAAUUUUCAGGAUUAUGCUUGUCAUCAGUCAGUAGAUUGAUUUUGUAUAAGAUGCUCUUUGAUGUCAGUUCUGAAAAAGAAAACAUUUAACCAGUUUAUUCGCCUUUCAAAACCGUCCCUGGGCAUUUACUGAAGUGGGAAGCUUUUUCAAUUAUAUGCCUUUACCCGUUGUUAUCUUGAGGUAUUUCUUGGAUGAAAUUUCCAACUCUAUCGUAACAUUCAGUCUUUUAUCGUACUGCCUGUUUAUGUUUACAUCCACUGCUCUGUCAUUUUCCAUCACUGCCACAACGCGAUGGAUAGUCAAGAGCAGCACUUGGUGCUUAGUUGCGACUGAGGGAGUAGGGGAGAAUAGCGUGAAGUUGAAGGCGUGAGGGAGAAGGAGAUCAAAGGAAGGGGUAUUGUGGAGCACAAAAAAGGGAUCAUGAUUGAAACAAAAAGAAUCGCAAGGCAGAGGAUUGCAACACGAGGCUAAUUGGAGGCUUUAUAAGCUUUAAACCACUGAACCAGAUGGAAGCAAUUAUAUUUUAGCUGAAUAUAUACUUGCAUUUUUUUAUUAAUUGAGAUUGACCAA